AACGCGGUAGCAGCAGCGCCCGGGCCGCCGCCGGAGUCGCCGUUUCCUCUGCUCUUUCGGGCCGUGGGCCAUUUGGGAGCAUCUCUAAUGUUUUGCAGACGUGGCGUUCGACAACACUUUGUGUGCAGCGAUCGGAGGACGAUUGGGGCCCCGUCUCACCUCCGGAGGUUACAGCCUUGGGAGCGUGGCUCCGGAAGGUGUCACCUGCUGCCGCAGCCGCCUCUGGAGAUCCUGCUCCGUGCGGCCACAUCCACCCGCGCCUCUCCAACCGGCUCCGUGCGAAGCCUUGAGGCUGGCCCCGUUAAACCGAGGUUAAGCAAGGAGUGUUUGCAUUAGCCUGCAACUUUCCAAGCACGACGCCUGGGCUCUUCCGCCUCAUUCUCUCACUGCUUUGAAAAAUUCUUCUGUUAGAUGCGACGGAGUGGCAAAUCCCUGGGUCAUCUUUUGGGGCUUCUUUGCUGGACGGAGGUGUGUUGCAGGACUGCUGCCCGGCGGAGGCCGACGUUUUCCCACUGAGGCCCCCGAGUGCACACGCAGGGCUCCCUGGUUCGCCGCCGGCGCUUUCGCCCUGCGUUCCCGGAGCUUCCUCCCGAGGGGUGUCUCCGCGCCGGACCGCCAGGUGGCGCCCUUCUCGAAGGGAAUUCGCCUCAGUCACAGAUGGCGGGGAGUUGCCUGGCAACCGAAACUGGGCGUUCCAAACAGUUGGGACCCGGGAUCCUCCGCCUGCGUGGUGUGGGGCUGCGCGGGCUCCCGGCCCUCGCACCCGCGUCUCGCUCCGCCUUUUACCAUGCCUUUCCCCCGAGACCCUCUCCAGCGCCCUACGUUGGAAAACGAUGACUCCUACCUGGGGAAACUCCGGGCUUCCAAGAAACUGCCAUAUAAGAACCCAACUCACCUUGCUCAGCAACAGGAACCCUGGAGUCGGCUCAGCUCAACUCCCACAAUCACCUCCACGAGGCGGGAUAUUUAUUUUCUUGAUCCUGAGAUACCAAAGGAUGACCUGGAUUUCCGCUUAGCAGCCUUGUACAACCACCACACAGGGACAUUCAAGAACAAAAGUGAGAUACUUUUACACCAGGAGACCACCCAGGAUAUCCAUGGAAUCAUCAAGACCCAAUUCCCUGGAGAACUUUUACCCCCUCCUCCGCCACCUUCCGUCACUUCCCGAGCUAACAUCAGACACUGGAUCAACCCUAAGAAGGAGUCUAUCCACAGCAUCCAGGGAUCCAUAGUGUCCCCUCACACUGCUGCCACCAAUGGAGGCUACUCCCGAAAGAAUGAUGGUGGCUUCUUCUCUACUUAGUGUUGACAGGCUCCUGGACUAAUUAAUCAUAGUGGAACAUACUGCCGCUCACCUCCAUUAAAUAGAUUUGUGCUGGAUGAAGCCUGAAGUGCAUUA
Molecule: messenger RNA, 1399 nt
Organism: Canis lupus familiaris (dog)
Lineage: Eukaryota; Metazoa; Chordata; Mammalia; Carnivora; Canidae
Gene: CFAP276
Product: chromosome 6 C1orf194 homolog
Exons: 5
Coding region: 788-1303 (171 amino acids)
Source: RefSeq, a predicted model, not a curated record